Messenger RNA from Magallana angulata, 1602 nucleotides. RefSeq names its product protein CFAP276-like. Bases 80 to 583 code for a protein of 167 amino acids. The transcript has 4 exons. NCBI's taxonomy places the organism in Eukaryota, Metazoa, Mollusca, Bivalvia, Ostreida, Ostreidae. The record is from RefSeq and is a predicted model, not a curated record.
UUUGGUACGAGACUUUGUGUAUCCAUGGUAGUUACAUCAACGAGAGCGUGAACUUUCGCGUUAAUAACAGUAGACGAAAAUGAUGCAGUCAACAAGAGACCCUUAUCCCUUUCCCAAAUUACAGAAUGAUGAAAACUUUUACGGAUCGAGCUAUAUGGAGCAACAAGCAUAUGACAAACCGGUUCAUCUGGCUCAAAAGGAAGAUCCCUGGAACAGGUUGAACGGAACCUGUACACUAGCUUCCUCUCGUAGAGAAAUCUAUCACAUGGACCCUAAAGCCCCACGGGAUAGCUUAGAUUUUAUACUUAAGUCAAAGUACGAUCACCAUGAUGAAUUCCUGAGAGCCAAGAAUGAAACACUUACUCAACCGGAAACAGCUGGUGAUAGUCAUGGACGAGUUCUUAAAAACCGUGAGGUAGAAGUCAUCGUGCCAAAACCGUACCUGAACCAUCCCCUCUCUGUCAUAGAGCAGAAAAAGAAAGACAGCAUUCACUCUAUUGAAAACGCCAUUGAGGGUCACCACACACAAACAACCAACAGAGGUUACUCUAGAAAACCAGACGGAGGCUUCUUCUCCUCUUAGACUCAUUAACCAGUCUAAUUAAUUAAUCUCAUUACAUGUAUCUUGCAUCAACAAAUGCACACACAGAAUGACAAUACAUGUAUUGCAUAAGAACACCUGGAGAGGACAUUAACCUCUGUGUUUAUAACAUGCUCUCCUUGAUGCAGAUUUGAACUCUUUAAAAUUUCUUCGAAACCCUUUACUGUUUACACUGUGGAGCUAAGUAUUAAGUGUCACACAUUUCUUACAAUAUUGUUUUAUUUAUUAUGUAUAGGUUUUUUAAAGGGGGAGUUGGAACUGCUAUUACAAUUUUGUUGUAAAAUGGAAAUAUUAAAACAACUUCCAUCUAAUAGGAUUAGGAAUACUGAAGAAAAUAUAUACAUGUAUACAUGUACUGUACAUUUCAUGCAAUAAUAAAGAUAUUCACAUACAGGAUUAAGACAGAUUACAACUAUAAGUAAAUAACUUAACCAAUGAAAUUACAACAGACCAGCAUAAAACAAGAGAUCAACUUUUCUUCUUCUCUCAAUCUUUAUCUAUCUUUUCUAUUCCUUUCUUUCAUUCCCUGUCACCAGAGAGCCCCCACAGCGCUGGUACUAAUGGUGGAUACUCCAGGAAACACGAUGGUGGCUUCUAUUGCACUUAAUUUGUGGUCAACGAUUAAAUGAACUUUUCAGAUUUUUUAAAGUGUCAAAGCAUUAUUAUAACCCAAGUAUUUAAAAAAAAAAUCAAAUGUUUUUGAAUAUUUUUAUGUUUAUAUUUAUAUCAUCAGGUAUUAUGUAGAGUGUUUUUUCAAAAAUACUUUCUUACAUUUUUUUUAUUUAUAACUAAGAGUAGUUUGUAUAUUAGAAAUUUAUGAUUGUUCCAAAGUGAUUCCCAGCUGAAUAACAGACUUGUUAAUUGUUUGUAACACACGAUUGCUUUUUGAAUAUUUUAUCAUCUAGCCUUAAUGAAUUCGUUUCUAAUAAAUAUAUACCUUUUGUAACAAAAGUGUUGGUCAAUUGUAUCGAUUCCUUUGAAAAAUAAAGCAUUACUGUGAU